AUGAUUUACGAAGAUAAUAACAGAGUGACUUCUACAAAAUGCAAAGUGAUUACUUGUCUAGCGGUCUUUGUAACACUAUUAGAAAUCAGUAUGGUUAAGAGGUGGGAAAGUAUGUACUCUUCAACUUCGUUUUCAACGAGUGAUGGUCACAAGAAAUGGAUGAAUUAUGGCUCAUAUAAAGAAAGACUAAUUGGAAAUAAUGCUACAGAAUUCGAAGCAGACACUAAGUCCAGCCUUAACGUAGACUACCGAUCGAAAAACUUGUCGUUUCCGUUAAACCAUAUUAGUCAGCCACCACUGGCCAUAUCCAGCAAAAAAGACAAUGAAAUAACUAAAGCCUCUACGGAAACAGCUUUAUAUGAUUUACGAGCAGAACUUAGCCGAAGAUUGGAAACCGCCAAGGACAAAAAGGUAAUAUUAAUAUGGGUUCCAAUGUUCGGAGUUAAAACUCCUUAUUCGGUUGAUGAAGAGAAAUGCGGAAAAUGUGAAGUGACAUAUGACAGAGCUAAGAUUGUAGACGAAAAUACAGGAGCAUUACUAUUUCACUUUGAUGCAAUAUCAUCUAAGAACAUGCCACCUACAAGGAAUACUAAACAUUUAUAUAUUUACUGGGACUUUGAGUCAACAGCUACAUUACGAAAUGUAAGAGGACAUUCCUUGCAGUUUGAAGAAUCUCUUCCUUUUAAUGCAACUUUCACAUACAGAAGAGAUUCGGACUUCUAUGGGAGUUAUGAAGGAAAACGUUUAAUCAGUGAUACACUGCAAGAAAAUAAACUAACAUUUGAUCAGUUACUUGCUUUGAAAACUAAAUUUGGAAUUGCAAUAGUAUCGAAUUGUGGAUAUACUCCAGGAGCCAGAAGGCGAUUAAACUUGCUCAAUGAUAUAAUGAAACUGAACUCUCGUGUGGACGGCUAUGGUGCGUGUUUCAAAGGGGGGAAAUUUUACAAAGGGUCAAAGCUUUGGGAAGAAGUACGUAAAUACAAGUUUUAUUUUUCGUACGAAAAUUCAUACCACUGUAAAGACUAUAUCACGGAAAAGUUUUUUAAUAAUGCUAUCAACUCGUUAACUGUACCCGUAGUGUGGGGUGCGAAAAAAGAAGACUAUGCGGCAGUUGCACCGCUCGGUUCUUUUAUCUUUGCGGAAGACUUCAAUUCUUCAGAAGAGCUAAUUGCAUACCUGAACUAUUUAGACCAAAACGACACAGCAUAUAUGGAAUACCUAAGGUGGGUGAACAUGGCGCCAAGUGAGAUGCCACAAUAUAACAGAGCAAGGGGAUUUUGUCAAAUAUGUCGAGCUCUGCACGGUAUCAAUAUUGAUGACAUGUACAAUCCAAAAUACGAUCCAUCAAACCCCAAACGUCCUAUGUUCACAAACAGUGUAUCACCAAGAACAGUAGAUCAUUUAAGUCAAUGGUUUUAUGAAGAAGAUAAUUCUGAGUGUUUUAACAAGUGAA
Messenger RNA from Styela clava, 1453 nucleotides. NCBI's taxonomy places the organism in Eukaryota, Metazoa, Chordata, Ascidiacea, Stolidobranchia, Styelidae. The record is from RefSeq and is a predicted model, not a curated record.